Saccharomyces eubayanus is the source of this 660-nucleotide messenger RNA. RefSeq names its product protein transporter TIM23 (gene TIM23). The coding region runs from base 1 to 660 and encodes 219 amino acids. Gene Ontology annotation, biological process: protein import into mitochondrial matrix. Gene Ontology annotation, cellular component: TIM23 mitochondrial import inner membrane translocase complex; mitochondrial inner membrane. Lineage: Eukaryota; Fungi; Ascomycota; Saccharomycetes; Saccharomycetales; Saccharomycetaceae. The record is from RefSeq and is a predicted model, not a curated record. Gene Ontology annotation, molecular function: transmembrane protein transporter activity. The transcript has a single exon.
AUGUCGUGGUUUUCCGGAAACAACACGCCAGCCGCUGACGCGGCGGCGGUCGCCGACACAGGCAAGCCCAAGGAGCUGUCGCUGAAGCAGAGUCUGGGCUUCGAGCCGAACAUCAACAACAUAAUAGCGGGUCCCGGGGGGCUCCACGUCGACAGCGCCAGGCUGCACCCCUUGGCGGGCCUGGACAAGGGCGUGGAGUACCUGGACCUGGAGGAAGAGCAGUUGUCUUCGCUGGAGGGCUCCCAGGGUCUGAUCCCGUCCCGUGGGUGGACCGAUGACAUGUGCUACGGCACUGGGGCCGUGUAUCUGCUGGGGCUCGGUGCCGGGGGCCUUUCCGGGAUGAUGCAGGGUCUGAAGAACAUCCCGCCCAACAGCCCGGCCAAGCUGCAGUUGAACACGGUGCUGAACCACAUCACCAAGCGCGGGCCCUUCCUGGGCAACAACGCGGGCAUCCUGGCGCUGAGCUACAACAUCGUCAACUCCACCAUCGACGCACUCAGAGGCAAGCACGACGCCGCGGGCUCCAUCGGCGCAGGGGCCCUCACGGGCGCCCUGUUCAAGUCUUCCAAGGGCCUGAAGCCGAUGGGCUACUCCUCCGCCAUGGUGGCCGCUGCGUGCGCCGUCUGGUGCUCCGUCAAGAAAACACUGCUUCAAAAAUGA